Anopheles stephensi (Asian malaria mosquito) is the source of this 3606-nucleotide messenger RNA. RefSeq names its product nose resistant to fluoxetine protein 6-like. Gene Ontology annotation, molecular function: acyltransferase activity, transferring groups other than amino-acyl groups. The transcript is spliced from 14 exons. Lineage: Eukaryota; Metazoa; Arthropoda; Insecta; Diptera; Culicidae. The record is from RefSeq and is a predicted model, not a curated record. Bases 189 to 2408 code for a protein of 739 amino acids.
CCAGCCGGUGAUGGCAUGAGUUGGUGCAAAACGGCUGCAAUUAAAUGCCCGCUCACAGCGGAAUUAUGUUGCAUUUUUGAGUGCAAUUGACACAAUAGCUGGACGGAUGAGUUAGCUUUGGCGUCAGUUGCGUGAGGGAUUUCAAGUGAACAAACUCUUCCCGGUGCAGGUGUUUUCUGUGCUGCAAAAUGUGCUUACCGAGCCGAGCUUUUGGGUGGAUUUUGAUUGUAGCGGUUGGUUUGGAGGCAGCCGAAAGUGUCAUCAACAGAACGGAGUGUGAAAAGGAUGGAGCAUUUAACAUCACUGCAUACUACCAGAUGCCCUCGCUCUACCUCUACGAUGACUACGAUCGUUGCUUGGAAGAGUUCCCGGCGCGUGCAACCUACUGUCUGGUAGACAGCUGGAUCGUUCCCAACGACACCAUACCCCUAUGGACGGUGAUAGAGCAGUUUUCCAUCGACACGAAACGUAGCUUCCGGCAUGAUCGAAUACAGCGUGGCCUUUGCAUGAACCGGUGCCAGCAGCUAAUGAGCAAGUUCGAUCGACGCACCCAGAUGAAAUACUUCCAGUCACGGUUCGAAACGAACGAUUCUCGGAAGAUCACGUUCGAUCCGAAUACGUUCCGGGGGGCGCUCGAUUGGCGUAACCGGUACCGCCGCUUAGCCAAUCAAUGUGUCAAUUAUGAGCUGAAGCGUCAGUACUCCCUGAUGGCCUACAGCACCGUCGAAUAUUGUGUGACGAACCGGCAGGAAGCGGAACGGGACGACCAUGUGUCCGGGCUGGCAACGUCCUCGGAAGGCUUAGAUGCGAUUGAUGUGGUGUUUCUAGUUAUUCUGAGCCUUCUGUUCGUGCUGACGGUGAUCUCGACCACCUACGAUUGCUAUCGGUAUCGGCAAACGAAACCAUACGGCACCACCACGGAUGGAUUAAGCGAUUACUAUCGAUCGGGCAGCGAACGUUUCGGAGUGAGUCAAUGGACAGGUUUGCUGGUGUCAUUCUCGCUUCCCCGCAACUGGCAUCUGCUGACGACGACACGCAAAAAGGCGACCUCAUCCGCGAAAGAUUUGCGCUUCAUACAGUCGGUGCGGUUUCUCGUAAUGUACCUCGUCAUCGCUGGCCAUGCGAUGCUGUUUAAUUGCAUCUUUCCACUGCACAACCCACAGUACGUGGAGCUGAAUUAUCGCCGUUUCAUUACGAUGCUCAUAUUCAACGGUAUCACGGUGGUGCAAACGUACUUUACCAUUAGCGGAUUUCUGUUGGCCGUUCACUUUGUGGAUUUUGCCGAGAAGCAGCGGACUUUCAGCUUGAAGGACUUUCUCCAGAGUAUUGUAUACCGAUUUUUAAGAUUAACACCAGUGUACGCGUUUAUGCUGCUACUAGACGCUUCCUGGUUGAUCCGGCUGCAGGAUGGACCGAUCUGGAAGCGUGUCGCCGAAACGGAGCGUACCUACUGCCGAAGCAACUGGUGGGCCAAUGUGCUGUACGUGAACAACUACCUCACCGUAUCGGAACCGUGUUUACAACAGACCUGGUACCUUGCAACGGACUUUCAACUGUACAUUAUUGGACUCACCUUGCUCGCGGUUACAUGGCGCUAUCCGAAGCUUCUUAAACCUUUGCUAGUGUUGGCCGUGCUGGGAGCACUCGUAGUACCGGCUAUCGUCACAUACGUCAAUCGCUUCGAAGGAGUCGUAAUAUUGCGACCGGAAGCCCUCAAGUAUGUGCUGUGGUAUGAUGAGAUGUAUCGCAAGAUGUACAUCCCGACGCACACCAACUUUGGCAGCUAUCUGGCCGGGCUGAUGGCUGGCCUGAUGUACCACCGGCUAAAGCGUGCCAACUUUGUUGCUGUCCGCCAUAAAGGCUUUCUCGUUCUCUGGCACGCAUCACUACCAGCCGCGAUUGCCCUGCUACUGUCCGCGUACAUAUUUUAUGCGUACGAUUUUGAGAAGCCCGCCGUUUGGAUAGCCAUUUAUGCGGCACUUUCCAAAAAUCUCUGGGGCGCACUUUUUGGCGUACUGUUCGUUGGCGUUGCGUUCGGCGUUGGUGGAUUGCUUCGUGCCGCCCUUAAUAGUUCGAUCUUUCGGCCACUGGGCAAAGUGACGUACUGUGUGUUCCUGUGCCAUCUGUUUGUGAUUCGCGUCACGUUGGGCAAUGUGCGACAGCCAAUCUACGUUAGCGAUAUGCGAAUUCUCGUGGCCACAUCUUCAACCCUUGUGUUGGCCUACAUUAUGGGAACGUUGAUGUGCUUGCUGAUAGAGAUACCGUGCUCCAACGUACAGAAACAUUUGUUCUUCUUCAAAAAAGAAAAUAUCUACAAAGAAGAGAUACAGCUGGUUUGCAAUGGAGAACGCACCAAUCAGAAGGAUCCAAUUGAAGCAGAAACGAAAGAAACAACAGUGGAAGCGUAAAUCAUUCUCGGGAUAUUGAGUGCUUGUUAAAUAGAGCUUUUUUCUCGCUCUCCGAUCUACAAUCCGAUCCCAGCGACGAUGACAAAUUAGCGACAGAAAUCGUUCGUUCGACCGAACACUUCCCGGGUAAAAACGGUUCUCGGAAUCAUUGCACUGGGAAAGUGUUUCCAAUGCGGCGUGUUGGACAGGAGUUGGUGUAAAAGCUACAAUGGCUUGGUUAAGUUCUAGUAGGGUAGGGUUUCAGACUACAUUUUAUGAUGCAAAAAAAAAACCAGUCCGCAAUCCGUUGAUCCAGUUGCGUUUUCCGGUGGACUAGACAGAAGUAGCAGCAGCGACUAGUGCCGUUACGCAUACGAAUGUGCGUUAUGAUUAAGUCGUUAGGCGUGCUCUGAGUGAUUUGGACGGUAAUGUGAGCACCGUCAAGUCGAGCUGGAGGAAUAUUUAUGCGAUAAGGAAAUCGUGUAAAUUAAAACGAUUUAUUGUUAAUUAUUUUUGAAUAACAUUAAAUUAACUAAGCUAUAUGGCCUCCGUCUUAUUUGAAUAAAAAAAAGUUAGAUUAACUAUACUGGAUUAAAUUAGUAGUAAGGAUUCGGAAUUUAAUUUGUUGCUCUAUCUCAUAACACAAGUCAACAGAUCAAUCCAUCUUUGGGUCUACUUUUCCAUAUUAAGACUAUCAACACUAUUCAACUAAUCCACUAAAUUUUUAAAGCGAAUGAACUUUUAGUUUAUGAAGAUCAAGCAAUAACACUAAGUAGAAACUCGUUCUAACAAACCACCUGUGUGGGUACCACCAAUCUGCAACGCAAAUAACUACCCCGUGUGGACAAAAACGCUUCAUAACUGCUACUUCGCCGCUGCACGGAUAGAAAUUAUUCUAAUGUCUCGAAACCUACACACCAUUAUUUGUGCAUUUGCAAACUUCUAAUGUGCGUCUGGCGGGCUGCUACAGCUUUUGAUUUUACCGUGACGCAACUCGGUUGGUUGGCGCGGCGGAAUCCAGCCCGGACUCUUCUAGACAAGCUGUCCGAAGCUUCAUGCACAAGGACAGCACCGGAAGAGAUGCUGGUGGAAAAUUCCAUUUACAAUAAUACUGUGUUGGCUCGGUGCCAUAUCAUUUAUCUUUGGAGGCUUGUCACUUAUGCCACCCAAUCACCACCCCCGUAGCGAUCGUAGUGGCGGUUCUAGAAGAGUCGUGGCC